Callorhinus ursinus (northern fur seal) is the source of this 1266-nucleotide messenger RNA. The record is from RefSeq and is a predicted model, not a curated record. NCBI's taxonomy places the organism in Eukaryota, Metazoa, Chordata, Mammalia, Carnivora, Otariidae.
AUGAACUUCACAGUGGGUUUCAAGCCGCUGCUAGGGGAUGCACACAGCAUGGACAACCUGGAGAAGCAGCUCAUCUGCCCCAUCUGCCUGGAGAUGUUCUCCAAACCAGUGGUGAUCCUGCCCUGCCAGCACAACCUGUGUCGCAAGUGUGCCAACGACAUCUUCCAGGCCUCGAACCCUCUGUGGCAAUCCCGGGGCUCCACCACCGUGUCUUCGGGGGGCCGUUUCCGCUGCCCAUCUUGCAGGCAUGAGGUUGUCCUGGACAGACAUGGUGUCUAUGGCCUGCAGCGAAACCUGCUAGUGGAGAACAUCAUCGACAUUUACAAGCAGGAGUCUUCCCGGCCACUGCACUCCAAGGCUGAGCAGCACCUCAUGUGCGAGGAGCACGAAGAAGAGAAGAUCAACAUCUACUGCCUGAGCUGUGAAGUGCCCACCUGCUCUCUCUGUAAGGUCUUUGGCGCCCACAAGGACUGUGAGGUGGCCCCGUUGCCCACCAUUUACAAACGCCAGAAGAGCGAGCUCAGCGAUGGCAUCGCGAUGCUGGUGGCGGGCAAUGACCGUGUGCAAGCAGUGAUCACACAGAUGGAGGAAGUGUGCCAGACCAUCGAGGACAACAGCCGGAGGCAGAAGCAGUUGCUUAACCAGAGGUUCGAGGCCCUGUGCUCGGUGCUGGAGGAGCGCAAGGCUGAGCUGCUGCAGACGCUGGCCCGCGAGCAGGAGGAGAAGCUGCAGCGCGUCCGGGGCCUCAUCCGCCAGUAUGGAGACCACCUGGAAGCCUCCUCCAAGCUCGUGGAGUCCGCCAUCCAGUCCAUGGAGGAGCCACAGAUGGCGCUGUACCUGCAGCAGGCCAAGGAGCUGAUCAAUAAGGUCAGGGCAAUGUCGAAAGUGGAGCUGGCAGGACGGCCAGAGCCGGGCUACGAAAGCAUGGAGCCGUUCACCGUGAGCGUGGAGCACGUGGCCGAAAUGCUGAGGACCAUCGACUUCCAGCCGGGCGCUUCCGGGGAGGAAGAGGAUGAGGAGGUGGCAUUGGACGGGGAAGAGGGCAGCGCAGGGCCUGAGGAAGAGCGGCCGGAAGGUGAGUGCGGCCCGAGGCGCCUGGCGGGGCUGGCCCUACGCUCAGGUCCCCUCUUCUGUGAUGCCUUCCUGCGGCCCCAGGGAUGGCUGCAGGCCUCGGCUCCUGAAGCACAGGCGGGCACUGACCCGUCCCCUGUUGGAGAGCCCGCGCACCUGGGGCCUGGCGCUGGGGUCGCGGAGGACUUGCGCUGA